GCCAGAUCUGCUGCACCGCAGCCACCCCAUGAUCCCAAUGAAGUGGAACUAUGUACCGGAAGGCUUCGACGAGAAGGUUCAGCUGCUGCUGGAGCACCUGAAAAAUGAGAUCGGCUACGUCACGGCCAAGCAGACGGGGUUCAAGUUUAUGAGGCUCCGAACCAACAGGAUGCAAAAUCCUGUUGGCAUGCCCCAUCAUUACAGGGAGAAGACCAUCAUCUUCUGCAACAGCACCGACACGGCUUCGCGGCUCGGAGAGCUCCUCGCGACGACGCAUGGCUUCCGGAAGCUUGGACUGUUCGUGAAGAAGAUCGGCUACGACGAGCGGCGGAAGCGCCUCAAGAUGUUCCGCGAGGGUCGCAUCACGCUGAUGGUCUCGACGGAUCUGCUGUCCCGUGGCAUCGACAUUCCCGACCUCAAGAAUGUCAUCCAGUUCGACUUCUCGAGGAAUAUCGUGAAUCACCUCCUCCGCUCGGGUCGUGCCAGCCGCGCAGGGGCUCGUGGGCGGGUCUUCUGCAUGUACGAUGACGACGAGCAGGGUGGCAAGGCCCUGGCCGAAGCGAUUCAGGAGCUCGGUACGCAGCCCCUCGAUGGGCUCUUCAGCCGCCGCCGCGGCUUCAGGCACAUGCUGCAGAGGACGGAGGCCUUCCGCCAGAUGCUGCUUAUUCAGGGUCUGCCGCUGCCUCCACACCUACAGGCUGGUCCUGAUGAGCCUCUCGCGCGCAUCGGCAAUAGCGAGGCUCUCCGGGAGGAUGCGCUGCAGCGGGCACUCUGGGACGAGGACACCGAAUCGACACCAUCCGAGCUAGAGGAAGAGGAGGCCGCUCGCUCAACAACCAACCGCCAGUUUGACAGAGCUCGGGAGUCACAAAAGGAUUUCGAGUUCAACGAAGCUUUGGAGGCUAUGGAGGAGGAAGAAGAGGAGAUGCUGAAU
Molecule: messenger RNA, 934 nt
Organism: Symbiodinium sp. CCMP2456
Lineage: Eukaryota; Dinophyceae; Suessiales; Symbiodiniaceae
Source: the annotation of a GenBank genome assembly